AUGUCUACACCCGUUGAGAUUGUUUGGAAGUCACUUCCUCACCCAGAGCAACACCCCGGAUUUAGGUCCAAGGGAUUCCAUCCCGGAAAAGUCACCAGCCUUCCCAAAGGUCACGUGAGGCAACCUGGCUUUCAAGCAUUUCCAGUUGAUGUUACUUGGGAGCAGGACUGUGCCAUUCCCAUGCGAGACGGCAUCAAGAUUUAUGCCGACGUGUUCCGACCCACCAAUGGCGGGAAGGUCCCGGUAAUCAUACCUUAUAGUCCGUACGGUAAGGUGGAUACCGGCGUGACCACUUACGAUAACAUGGGGCCCUACCGGAUGGGUAUUCCAUUCCAACGUCUUAGUGGCUACGAGACCUUUGAAGGCCCUAACCCUGCGGAAUGGGCUGAAAGGGGAUAUGCCGUGGUUGAUGUUGAUGCUCGGGGGUGUGGUUACUCCGAAGGAGAUGUGGUCUUUUGGGGCCUCCAGGAGGCCGAGGAUAUAUAUGAUACCAUUACUUGGGCAUCUGAACAGCCCUGGUGCAGCGGAUCUGUUGUUCUGGCUGGAAACUCCUGGCUCUCCAUAGCGCAAACCAAUUUUGCGUCUCGCUUCGUUCAUCCCGCCCUCAAAGCCAUCGCUCCGUGGGAGGGUCUGGCAGACUUCUAUUCAGAGCAGAUCUGCAGAGGUGGAAUUCCCCGCCCUCUCUUCUCUAGCCUGAUUCAAAACUCGUUUGCUGGCUUAGGAAGAGUCGAAAGCGCAACUGAUAUGCUUUCGAAUCACCUGCUCUAUGAUUCAUACUGGGAGAGCAAAAGGGUCUGCACGAAGAAUAUUCGUGACCUACCAGUAUACUUUACAGCUUCGUACUCGACGGGACUUCAUUCUAUCGGAUCUUUCGAAGGGUUCAAUGCUGCAAGCACUGACAGAAAGUGGCUUCGUGUACACGCAUCUCAAGAAUGGCAUGACCUAUAUACCCUCGAGGCGAACAAUGAUCUUCAACGUUUCUUCGAUUUCUAUGCGAAGGGCAUACAAAACGGUUGGGAGCUAGAUACCCCCAGAGUUCGAUUGACUCUGCUUGGCUACGAGAACAGCCCAGCGAAGACGGUUGUUGAACGGCCUGAGGCUCAGUGGCCACCCGCAAGUCUUCGAACCGAGAAAUUUUUCUUGGAUGCUGCCACGAAGUCUCUUGCUGCCUUGAAUCCGAAGAAUGCUGCGGCUGUCUCCCAUGAAGGACAUUCCUUGACGGAUUCAUCGGAUUUUAAGUUGGUAUUCCCACAGUACACAGAGCUGUGCGGACGGCCUUUUAUUCGAAAGAUCUCCGCAUCAGGCGAACCUCUUGAAUCUUUGAACUGGAGCCCCAUGCCUCAACCCCAGCCAAAAGUGCCCAAUGUGAACGUGGCUAAGCAUCUCGGCCCACAGGGUAUGCUUCGUGCCUCUCAUAGAGUAAGUCUACAGCCGCGAGGCAGCGAGGCAGAGCUUCCCUCUUACGAUCAUCGGACACGAAAAGCCAUCACACCUGGGGAAAUUGUGGAGCUAUUGAUUCCUAUCGCACCCAUUGGUAUGGUAUUUGAAGAAGGCGAAGGAAUGUUGCUUAAGGUUUCGGGCCACGAUAUGUCCUAUCCGGAAGUUGAGGCAUUGGCUCCCAGCGAGCCUCAGGACGAAAACAUUGGCCAGCAUGUUAUCCACUCGGGAGGUGACUAUGAGAGCUAUUUGGCUCUUCCAAGAAUUGCAUGA
Penicillium nucicola is the source of this 1710-nucleotide messenger RNA. RefSeq lists its product as uncharacterized. The record is from RefSeq and is a predicted model, not a curated record. NCBI's taxonomy places the organism in Eukaryota, Fungi, Ascomycota, Eurotiomycetes, Eurotiales, Aspergillaceae. The coding region runs from base 1 to 1710 and encodes 569 amino acids. Gene Ontology annotation, molecular function: dipeptidyl-peptidase activity. The transcript has 8 exons.